AUGAUUUCGCACACUGUGAAAGUAUUCGUUCUCCUUGCAUUGGUCUUGCUGGACCUUGGAGGGGCAAACCCGCAAAUAACUCCUUUAGUUACCACCGAGGAUCAUGACGCAAGCUUCUCCUACCAAAAUUUGGUCCUGAAAAUCGUUAUUCACAUCAGAACUUCCAGAGAUGGUACCGAAUCCUAUCGCCACUGCAUUGGGACGUUAUUUCACGUAAACAACGCUUCGAUAUUCCUGGUUUCUUCUGGUCGCGAGUUCUUUACCAACUCUUUCCGUAUGGUCCAUUCGGCAUCGGUGUCGGUCGUAUUGAAGAACAAUGUUUCGGAGACGAUUUUGGUGAACCCGGUUUCAAUUCUCGUCCAUCGAAACGGUGCUGCAUCCCCAGAUUUCGAUAUUGCUGUCAUAAAAGUGUCUCGGUCCACCUUGGGGGCUUGUGUUUUUGACACCCCUGUUGGCAUCCCCACAAUCUCGGAAGAAGCCAACAUUAGCUUCAGCUGCAAAACACUAAUCGCCCAUGGACUUUCAACGGUUGCCAGUUUUGAAGUAGCGAAUUUCUCCAUUGUCGAUCAGAGGAAAUGCGGUCUCUCGCGGUAUCAUAGAGGAACAAUGUAUUGUGGCUCUACGAAGGGUUCCCUUAAUUUUCCGCUAUGCGCAGGUUCCUCGGGGCAGCCGUUGUUGUGCCCAUUGACCAGUGUGGCAAGAGGGAGAAUGCAGACCACUGUUCUAGCUGGCUACUCUUCUCGCCAUAAUUGCGAGGACGGUUCGCGUUUUACUAACUUGUAUAUGAAAACUGCUUCACACAAGGAUUGGGUAAAAAAUGCAAUUUCUGUGUUGGACAAUGUUAAAUCCGGAACAUACUGCCUCACAGAAGAUCGGCGAUUGUUCGACUCAAACGCUGAGGAGUAUUACCCUCUCUGUCGCUGGUUGUCUGACUUCAGUGACUAUACCGAUGAUACUCCUCCUCAGAUGUCGCUGCUGGUUGUUUAUUCACAGGGCGUUGUUGGAUUGGGCGUUUAUGUGAAUGUUGAAAAUUUCAACAGAAAUGAACAUAUCUUCGUGGCUCCUGCGCAUUUGUUCAGAAGAUGA
Molecule: messenger RNA, 1086 nt
Organism: Soboliphyme baturini
Lineage: Eukaryota; Metazoa; Nematoda; Enoplea; Dioctophymatida; Soboliphymatidae
Source: the annotation of a GenBank genome assembly